Molecule: messenger RNA, 1248 nt
Organism: Eruca vesicaria subsp. sativa (arugula)
Lineage: Eukaryota; Viridiplantae; Streptophyta; Magnoliopsida; Brassicales; Brassicaceae
Source: the annotation of a GenBank genome assembly
AUGAGUUCUUGUUUAGAAGCUGAGCAUAGUCCAAUCUUCGUUAACGGUCCGAUCGUGGUCGGUGCCGGUCCGUCUGGUUUAUCAGUAGCGGCUUGUUUGUCAAACCGAGGCGUGCCAUCGGUUAUACUCGAGAGAACCGAUUGUUUAGCUUCUUUAUGGCAAAAACGUACCUACGACCGUCUUAAGCUCCAUCUCCCUAAACACUAUUGUGAGCUUCCUCUUAUGGAAUUUCCUAAAAACUUCCCAAGAUACCCCUCCAAGCAACAAUUCAUCACUUACAUUGAGUGUUACGCCGCCCGGUUUAAUAUUAAACCGGUAUUUAACCAAACCGUUGAGAAAGCCAAGUUCGAUGUCGUGUCUGGUCUAUGGAAGGUGAAGACGCAAGACUGUGUGUACACAUCCAAGUGGCUAGUGGUGGCGACAGGGGAGAACGCUGAACCGGUGGUACCAGAUAUACCCGGGUUGAAGAAUUUUUAUGGACCGGUUGUUCACACCAGUGCGUACAAGUCCGGUUCGGAGUUUGCAAACCGGAAGGUUUUGGUGGUUGGUUGUGGGAAUUCCGGUAUGGAGGUGUGCUUGGAUCUUUGUAGAUACAAUGCUCUGCCUCAUAUGGUCGUUAGAAACUCGCUACAUGUAUUACCAAGAGACGUUUUUGGUCUAUCAAGUUUUGGAAUAGCAAUGACACUACUGAAAUGGUUUCCCCUAAAGCUGGUGGACAAUUUUCUCCUGCUUCUUGCUAAUUCCUCUCUUGGCAAUACCGACCGGUUAGGCAUCCGACGACCUAAAACCGGACCAAUUGAGCUCAAGAACGCCACCGGAAAAACUCCGGUUCUUGAUGUCGGCGCCAUAUCUUUGAUACAAUCCGGUCAAAUUAGAGUAACGGUGAAAGCAAUAACGAAGAAGGGAGCAAAGUUUGUGGACGGGCAAGAAAUGGAGUUCGACUCGAUAAUAUUAGCGACCGGGUAUAAGAGUAAUGUACCCGACUGGCUCGAGGAAAAUGGUUUUUUCACAAAAGAAGGAAUGCCAAAGACGCCGUUUCCUAACGGAUGGAAAGGAGAGAAUGGACUUUACACGGUGGGCUUCACGAGAAGAGGGCUCUUGGGAACGGUCUUUGACGCCGUUAAGAUAGCGGAGGAUAUAACCGACCAGUGGAUGAAAUCUGAAGGUCCGUUGAGUGCUAGUAAUAUUUGUAGUUCAUGGGGAACCCCUAGUCCAUGUAUCGUCCACUUUCAUUUCAAUAAAUCAUAA